This is a messenger RNA of Rhinocladiella mackenziei CBS 650.93, 3135 nucleotides long. RefSeq lists its product as uncharacterized. Lineage: Eukaryota; Fungi; Ascomycota; Eurotiomycetes; Chaetothyriales; Herpotrichiellaceae. Bases 1 to 3135 code for a protein of 1044 amino acids. The record is from RefSeq and is a predicted model, not a curated record. The transcript has a single exon. Gene Ontology annotation, molecular function: protein binding.
AUGGACCACGAGCAAGGAUCCCAUAUUCCCCUCCGUGGAAGCAUUCCACGCCUGUCACGGCUCCCCAUUGCACGUGCGGUGGCCUCUAAUGACAACCUGAAACUUGCUGCUAGGUCGUCCAUCAUUCCAGGAAUUCACGGCGAUGAUUUGCGCAAGAAUUCCCAUCUUCCACGCCCAUCGGAUCCUCGGGGAGCGCUAGGCGACAACAUCAAUCAGUCCAUCCGAUCACGAUACGGCUUGAUCAACAACUCGAACCAAGUGAGAAGUGCAUCCCCAGUGAGAGAUGCCCUCUACGAUGCACAAUCUGCGGCCAUGGACACCACUCCCCCUGGGGCAAAUCUCGAUGCUCCUGUAUUCGAGGAUGGUAACGAAAAUCCGACCGUACGCAAGGACGAUCUAGGACCGGGGACCAGGGAUAAACGGAAACCUCGACCGUCACUAUCCGAAAGGACCAUCGACACCUUAUCGCAAGGUUCGCCCUGCCCUUCGCCAGUCCCAAGAAGAACGAGUGUUUUCAGCAAUGAUGGUGCUAUGGUUCCCCCGGCACGUCCCGGAUUCAGCAUGAGAGAAUCACAGCCUUCGACGCCCACGGCUUCUCGCCCGGAUUCGCCAUCCAAGAAGCCUUUUCGGCCACCAGGGAGGAUCUCACCUACGAAAGACAUUGCGACCCUGCCACCGGUCGUAUCUCCAGGUGAUAUCUAUACCCCGCCAAAAGCGUUUGUUAGGGGCCAGCGCUCAAGGAUAGCAAAACCACUUCAUGAUCCCGGGAGGUCCGUCAGCUCCGCUCUCGAGGUUCAAUCCCAGGAAACCAAUGGUUUGUCUCAAUCAAGGACCAUCGCCCAGACAAUGAAAAUCAAAUCAACCGAUGGUAGGAAAUCAAUCACUCCUAAUAAUUCUGGAUCGAAGCCACCCUUGUCAUCAAUUUUCAAAGAUCCUUCUCCCACGAAACCCGCCGGAAAGCUUGCUGUCUCGAACGUUGAUGCCCCGCCGGCUCUUUUAAAACCAAGAUCGCGAGGGGAGAACACAAUUGCACCGUCGACACCACCUACUGCAAACUCAAGGAAGUCGAAGAGUUCCUCUACCACGGAGCAGGACCGCCUUGCUGCCGGCACCAAAGACUCCCCGGGGUCAAACUCCGCCAAAUCAUCUGCUGCUUUGCGGGAAACAAUCUCCAAAGCAAAGGCCGCGAGGAAAAAGGCCAUGGAAAAUUCUACGACCCCCCUUACGCACCCUUCUGGAAACUCCGCCUGGGCUGUGGACGGUUUCGAUGUCGAGAGAGUGGACAGCGGAGACAAUAAAAGGUUGUUGCGAAACCGAAUUCAACAAGCAGUCACUUCUGGUCAUUUGAGCAUUGCAGGGAUGAGUUUGAAACGAAUACCCCCAGAAGUCAUGAAAAUGUACGAACCGGAGAACAGCACAAUAAACUGGGCAGAGAUGGUGGACCUCGUCAAAUUGAAUGCAGCGGAUAACGAUAUUGAGGAGCUUGGUGAUGACAUUUUCCCGGACUACACAGAAUCCGACUUCGCCAACGACGAUGAAAAGAGUAACCAAUUCGGUGGUCUAGAGCAGCUUGAUUUGCAUAGAAAUCAAUUGCAGCAUCUACCUGUCGGUUUGAGAAGGUUGGAAAGACUUCACACUUUGAACUUGAGCAAUAACAAGCUUUCCGGCGCCGUUUUUGAAAUCGUUGGGCAAAUUCCUCAAUUGAAGGAGCUCGUCAUUGGCGAAAAUCUUAUCAAUGGAACCUUGGAGCUUAUGAGCAGUCAUCUUGAACAUCUUCAGAUUCUCGACCUGCAUGGGAAUGGCCUUCAAAACUUUGGCCCAAGUGCCCUCUCUCAGCUCAGGAACCUCAGGAAAUUAGAUCUCGCAGGCAACAGAUUUGAAACGCUCCCCUGGGAAUCGCUCUCUAUCCUACCGCUUACCGAACUGAACGUGUCGAAAAAUCGAUUAUCGGGAGUGCUAUUUCACGGAUCGCCAAUCCCAUCUGAUUUGCGCAUUGUUGAUGCAUCGUACAAUGCUCUGGAAGAGGUGACUGAGGGUGAAUUUGAUCUCCCAAACUUACGUUCACUCACCUUGGACGGCAAUCGACUUGCCAGAUUGCCCGACUUGACUCGUUGCAAAAAUUUACAAACUCUUCGAGUUGCGGAAAAUCAGUUGAAUGAGAUUCCUAUGAACUUUUCCCAGAUGCAGGCUUUGAAGAAUGCAGACUUUGGCCACAACAAUAUUAGGUCAAUUCCCCCCGAAGUAGCAAGAAUGGACAGCCUGUCGAGUCUCACCGUGGUCGGCAACCCUCUCCGAGAGAGGAAGUAUCUCACCAUGAGCACAACUGAGCUUAAAUCGAAUGCUGAAAAGAAGCUCGACCAGUCUCUGGGCACCACCGCACCAUCAGGUUCUACAUCUCUCUCGGACAGCGAUGCUGACAAACACUACCGAUACAAGCCUUCUCAUGGCAUCCUCGACCUUUCUUCUCAAGGGCUCACAUCCAUCUCCAAUGACGAUAUUGACCUCGGAGACUCAAAUGCGCCGAUACAUACAUUGAAACUCUCCAACAACGAACUUUCUACCUUUCCGGUCGACCUUCUUUCUCAUCCAACUUUGAAAUACUCGCUGCAAUCAUUGGAUCUCAGUCACAACCCUCUUCUUCAUCCGACCGAGUACCUCUCCUCUGAGCUCUUUCUUCCAAGCCUCAAGUCUUUGUACAUAGUGAGCACUGGUCUCACGUCUCUCGAUGGCUUGACAACCUACCUCAAAGCUCCAGAGCUGCUGGAGCUAAACAUUUCAUGCCAUCGGUUAACCGGCCAUGUUCCAUGGGUGCGAGCCUGGUGGUCGAACUGCCGCACCUUGCUUGCGACAGAUAACUGGUUUACUAGCGUCGAUCUUGAGGGAGUGCGCGGUCUGGAGGUUCUUGACAUCCGCAAUAAUGAGAUUGAAACCCUACCGCCCAAGAUAGGGCUCCUCGGAAAUCAUCCCCCAGGAGCCAGAAUGCCUGGGAAGUUGAGAGUGUUGGAAGUAAGCGGUAACAAGUUCCGUGUCCCCAGGUUAACUGUGAUUGAAAAGGGCACGGAGGCAGUCCUCAAGGAUUUACGGCGGAUGAUCGCCGAGGAAGAUGUCCCAGAUGAGUGGAAAGACAUGAUCUAA